Messenger RNA from Coffea eugenioides, 682 nucleotides. RefSeq lists its product as uncharacterized. The transcript has 5 exons. The coding region runs from base 1 to 369 and encodes 122 amino acids. The record is from RefSeq and is a predicted model, not a curated record. Lineage: Eukaryota; Viridiplantae; Streptophyta; Magnoliopsida; Gentianales; Rubiaceae.
AUGAAAGCCAGUGUUUCACAUGAUGUGAAAAAUCCUCCUAGAGGUAUACAUAUCGAGUGUUAUAAGUAUCUUUAUGAAUCUUCACAGCAUGUAUCAGGACUGCCUACUUUGUUUUGUCACAAUCAUAUUGCGAAACACUCUUUAGGUCAUGUCAAUCAUCAGCCAACAGGCGCCGUUCAGAAUUUGAAGACUACCGGACCUUUAAGCUUUAAAAGUCUUGUUCGCUAUUUUCUUCAAAGAGUUAGCAGCAAAAAGCAUUUGAUAAGAAGGUACUGUCUAGAUACUUAUAUGGCUGCUUCAUGCGAGAGGUGGAUAGAUGGGCUUCAGUUCUCCUCAUUGUUUUGGCCUCCACCAAAAGAUGCAGAGUAAAGGAAGGUGUGAUUUGUUGUAUUAAAGACACGUACUUUUCUUUAUUACCUUUUACAUGCAUACGCAUGACAACUUUUUUUUUCCUUCCGUGUUCUCAAUAAAAAAUGUGUCUUUGCUUCUCUUUGGCUAAGGUCUAGCUGCUGAAUAGAAGUUAAAUGACAUGUUUCUGAUAUUUCUGAUUUAUGUGUUGAACUUGUCAAUUGCAUUACUCUAUUGUGUCUCUUCUCCUGCAAUCUAUCACUGUUUCCAUUGUAAUUGAUACAUGUAAGUCUACCUUGAAGCUCCUUAUUAAUUAACUAUAAAUAUUUUGGAA